CCCUGCCUUGUAACACAGCUCCCUGCUGCUGUUGCAUAUAUAGAUAGGUAUGGCCCCACAGCUCGGUGCAGACAGAAGAGCCUGGAGUCAGAGGAAACCUAAACUUUCUUCCUUGCUGGCCGCCCUCUACCCACUCCCACUAUGAAGAGGGAAAUAUUAACCUUGGCCUUUGCUCGAUCCGUCUUUGUCGAGUUCAUCUCCACGCUCAUCUUUGUCUUCAUCGGCCUCGGCUCAGCCCUGAAGUGGCCGUCUGCCCUCCCCAGCAUCCUGCAGAUCUCACUGGCCUUUGGCCUGGCCAUCGGUACACUGGUGCAGGCGUUCGGCCACAUCAGCGGUGCCCACAUCAACCCCGCGGUGACCAUCGCCUUCUUUGUUGGGAACCAGAUCUCCUUCCUCCGGACAUUCUUCUAUGUGAUCGCCCAGCUGGCUGGGGCCAUCGCCGGCGCUGGCAUCCUCUACGGAGUGACACCAGCCAACACCCGCGGCAACCUGGCCAUCAAUUCGCUCAACAACAACACAACCCCAGGACAGGCCCUUGUGGUGGAGAUCAUCCUCACCUUCCAGCUGGCUGUGUGCAUCUUCGCAUCCACAGACAACCGGAGGAAUGGCAACGUGGGCUCCCCAGCGCUGUCCAUCGGCCUCUCCGUCGCCGUCGGCCACUUGGUGGGGAUCUACUUCACUGGCUGCUCCAUGAACCCAGCCAGGUCCUUUGGGCCCGCAGUCAUUGUGAGGAGGUUCAGCUCCGCACACUGGGUGUUCUGGGUUGGGCCCAUCCUUGGGGCUUGCUUGGCUGCUCUGCUAUACUUCUACAUCCUCGUCCCCUACUGCAUGAACAUGUCAGACAGGGUUGCCAUCAUCAAGGGCACCUACGAGUCAGAGGAAGAAUGGGAAGAGCAGAGAGAGGAGAGGAAGAAGUCCAUGGAGCUGACCCCACCAUAGGAGCAGAUGGGGAAAACAAGCAGAAGGAGGGGAGGACACCCCACACAUGGGCUCAUGUGUGCACCAAAACCAGGAAUGAACACAUCCAGCUACAGUAGACUCUUAAGCAAAAGUCUUCUAACUCAAAGGCCAUCCAUGACUAAGAAAGAAGAGAACAUUGCAGUGUGUGUAUAUAAUCUCUCUACAUGAGCACGAGUGCUAGAAACUCUCCUACCCUAACUGCAGCCAGCUAAGCCCAGCGAAGGAGUCUCAGCCCAGGGCAGCCUUCCGUUGUGCUUUCACACCCACUCGG
Molecule: messenger RNA, 1231 nt
Organism: Cygnus olor (mute swan)
Lineage: Eukaryota; Metazoa; Chordata; Aves; Anseriformes; Anatidae
Gene: AQP5
Product: aquaporin 5
Exons: 4
Coding region: 142-939 (265 amino acids)
Biological process (GO): transmembrane transport
Cellular component (GO): plasma membrane; apical plasma membrane
Molecular function (GO): water channel activity
Source: RefSeq, a predicted model, not a curated record